CCAAAUAUGGGAUCUUGAGUUCUGUUGACAUCAAACAUCAAAUAAUGUCUGUAUAAACUAAUCAAAACCUGCAAUGAUUCUCCUUAGCUGUGUGAUGCUUUAACAUUUCAGAUGUUUUUUUAAGUAGGAACUCUUUCUCCUUUCAACGGUUCCUCAUCGGCGUGAGAUAUGGCAAAGAAACAUGUUUGUUUAGUGGCUCUGCCAUCAGAUUAACGGGAAAUAGGCUGUGAGCAUCAUCUGUUGAAUUUGAAUAUCUUGCAGAGUCUGUUUUAUAACAUUCAGUGGCGUGUGGGCACGUGAUCUGUCAUUUCUGGAACGAUUGAGCCUCACACAGCGCUUGCCAUGUGUUUAAUGCAUGUAUAAAUAUCUUUAAACGCUCACUUAUUCCAUUUCCCUCAUAAACAUUCUUUCCAUCUUUGUUUACGUUCACUUUAGCACUCUGUUUCCUUUGCUUGUGCACUUUCUUCAUGUCUUUCACUUUCAGUAUCAGUCACUGACAGAUGCCUGACACCUACUCAUGUUCUAUUUAUUCUUCCUGCACUAGACGCCUGGAAUCAUUUUCAGCUGGAUAUGCAUCGACAUUAAUGUCUAAUGAACAGCAGAGCGGUUUACAAGAUGAAUUCAACGGCAGACGAGACCAGAGGUGGAAGACCUCAAAAAACCGGGGGCAAAGACCACAAAAAGCCCACAGCUGAAGCCUUGAGAGGAGCCAUCCAGCUCGGCAUCGGGUACACAGUCGGCAAUAUGACCUCCAAACCAGACAGAGAUGUUCUCAUGCAAGACUUCUACGUUGUUGAGAGUGUCUUUCUCCCGAGGUAUUACCGCACGCGAUCGCUGAGGGGGAGAGGCGGGAUAGGGGACAGUAAGCGUCAGGGUGGGCAGAAGGUCCUGUACUCCACAGCCCGCGAGUCCAUUCAAGGAGACGGCAAAGCAGCCGAGACUCUUCCUGAUGCCGAUGACGACACAUUGGGUGGCAUUCCUGCUAAACACAAAGACGAGAAGUUGCUGAUCUUUCUGGGGAUCAUUGAUAUCCUGCAGUCCUAUAGAUUUAUAAAGAAGGUUGAGCACUCGUGGAAAGCUCUUGUGCAUGAUGGCGACACAGUAUCUGUCCAUAGACCUAAUUUCUACGCUGACAGAUUCCUGAAGUUCAUGGGCACCACAGUAUUUAAAAAGAUUCACCCUCUCCGUGGUGCAUCCUCGAGAAAGAAGAAAAACUCUAUCCAGCCGUGUAGGUCGGCCUCACAGGAAUUUCUGUCGACUGUAAAAGAAGAGAGUCAAGAAGAGAGGAGGGCGCAAAGCCUGGAAAACCUCGAUGAUACAGAAACACACUCCUCUCAGAAACCUGAUGUUAUUCCAAGCUCCACCAGACUCAACGCGGCGAUUUCAGCCGCCACUAUGUCUUCUAAUUCCUCUCUAGAUGAUGUGAAGACUGAAUCAGAAACCAGAGAUGAUCGUAGGACGUCCAGCUCGACUCUUGCAUUGGAGGAUAGCACUCUUCUUGCUUCAGACUCACAGGCGAGCACACCUGAGUCCGGUCUGGAUGUCUACUUGUGAAGUGUGGGGCCUUCUGAAGUGGACCGGGCCAUCCAAACAUGUACUAGAUGUAGAAACCGUGGACAUGCUGUCUCACCCGCCACAAUUUUGCACAAUGGAUAUCUCUAGCUGCUAAUACACAUGGACUGAGAAAUGCCUUAUGUUUGAAACAAUGGCAGAGCGAUUGCCACACUAUAGUACUGCAGUGCCUUACACUGUCUGUGCACUUUGUACCUACUUGCAAGCACAAGUUUGUUGUAUAAUAAUAGUUACACUCUCAUUAGACCAGUGUGCUGUAACUAUCUCAUAAACAUGCUGGUUGGUAUGCAUGUUAAAGGCAUGAUACCAACCUGAUUAAAGCAUGUGUCAUACAAACAAAGAAAUAAGUUUAUUAUAUGAUAACACUGGUAUAAUUAUAUUGUGAGCACUCCUGCCUUGUAUUGUGUGAGUAAUGAUUUCAUGUAAUCAUUACAGAACAGUGACUAGUACCAAAAGUUAGUAACAUUGUCAAUAGUGAGCAUGGAUUGAUUAUUAUGUCUGCUCAUGUGAUUUUGAUGCACAAUCAGCAUAAUAUAAUGACAUGGGGCUAUUAUAAUGGUAAAUGUUACUUUUUUGUCUAAAGAUUUACAUGGGUUUAGACGUUAAAAGCCAUAAAUCUUUCAAAACGUUUUAUAAAAUGUAUUUAAAUUUAAAUGUAUUUUGAUUAGAGUAAUAUAUGAAUUAAAUGUGCUUUUAUGUAGAAUGUUUUUAGUUGCUAUUAUGCUAUUAAAUGCUGCAUCUUCACAAGAA
Sinocyclocheilus grahami is the source of this 2322-nucleotide messenger RNA. Its product is annotated as phosphatidylinositol 4-phosphate 5-kinase type-1 beta-like. The transcript is spliced from 11 exons. Gene Ontology annotation, biological process: phosphatidylinositol phosphate biosynthetic process. The record is from RefSeq and is a predicted model, not a curated record. Gene Ontology annotation, cellular component: plasma membrane. NCBI's taxonomy places the organism in Eukaryota, Metazoa, Chordata, Actinopteri, Cypriniformes, Cyprinidae. Gene Ontology annotation, molecular function: 1-phosphatidylinositol-4-phosphate 5-kinase activity. Bases 592 to 1554 code for a protein of 320 amino acids.